Manihot esculenta (cassava) is the source of this 1122-nucleotide messenger RNA. RefSeq lists its product as uncharacterized. The coding region runs from base 1 to 1122 and encodes 373 amino acids. Gene Ontology annotation, molecular function: catalytic activity. The record is from RefSeq and is a predicted model, not a curated record. The transcript has a single exon. NCBI's taxonomy places the organism in Eukaryota, Viridiplantae, Streptophyta, Magnoliopsida, Malpighiales, Euphorbiaceae.
AUGAUAAUUAUAACCUGGAAUUGUCAUGGUGCAGCAUCAUCUACUUUUCGCAACGCUUUUCAGGAAUACAAGAGACUAUAUCAUCCUAACAUCUUUUGUUUAGUGGAACCUCGUAUUUCUGGAGAAGCGGCUGAUGAAGUUUGUGGUUUGUUGGGGUAUGAAAAUUGGAUCCGUGUUGAGGCAGUCGGAUUUAGUGGUGGUAUUUGGUUGCUUUGGUCAGAAGAUGGUUUUCGAAUUGAAUUAGUUGUUACCGAUCCUCAAUUCAUUACGGUAGCAAUUAAUUUUUCUACUGGAGAGAAAUGGUUGUUUAGUGUAGUUUAUGCAAGCCCUGAUAUUUAUUUAAGGAGGAAGCUUUGGCAAUCUCUUUCUAGAGAAAAUAGUCUAUCCAUUUCUAAAUGGAUUGUCGCGGGUGAUUUUAAUUCUGUAGUGGACUCAUCUGAACAAAGUGGAUAUUCUUCUUCUAAUCCUCCAGGAGCUCAGGAUUUUUCAGACUGGAUUUUCAAGCACUCUCUUAUUGAUCUGGGGUUUGUUGGGAGUGGUUUCACAUGGCAGAGAAGUGGCGAAAAUGUCCCCUAUCAAGCUGCUCGGUUAGAUCGAUGUUUUGUAUCUACUGAUUGGAGACUGGAAUAUGUUGAUGCUAUUGUUGAACAUCCACCUAAAUUGCAUUCAGAUCAUGUCCCAAUAGUGAUUAAAUGUCAAGGGGUUCUAGCUUUUGGAGUUCGUCCUUUUCGGUUUUUAACAGCUUGGACACUACAUGCUCAGUUUGAUCAAGUAGUUGCAUGCUCUUGGGAUCCAAAUCGUUCCCUAAUUCAUAAUCUGAGCACAUUAAAAAUUCAGCUUGGAGAGUGGAAUAGGACUCAGUUCGGUAAUAUCUUUGCUAACAAGAGAAGGCUUUUACGCAGGUUAGGUGGUGUUCAGAGAGAUCUUGCUGAAAGCCGGACAAGGAGCCUUGUAAAGCUUGAAUUUAAAUUGAAACGCAGAUUGGAAGAGAUUCUACGCCAAGAGGAGAUGUACUGGUUUCAGAAAUCAAAAGAGGAAUGGAUAGCGAACGGCGAACGGAAUACUCAUUUCUAUCAUCUAGCAGCUACUAUCAAACGGAAAAAUUCUGUAUUUCUGCUUUAA